Haliotis rubra (blacklip abalone) is the source of this 2759-nucleotide messenger RNA. RefSeq lists its product as uncharacterized. The record is from RefSeq and is a predicted model, not a curated record. The coding region runs from base 86 to 2377 and encodes 763 amino acids. The transcript has 10 exons. Lineage: Eukaryota; Metazoa; Mollusca; Gastropoda; Lepetellida; Haliotidae.
ACUGUCGAACGCCGUUGACCUUUCACUCUGUGACGUCAUAAUAAUACCGGGACAACGAAACUUGCAAGAAGUAUAUUUCAGGGGCAUGGACACUUUGCUGAACCUCAGUGACAACGAAAUCGAGAACAUCAGUCUCGACGACGAACUAGUAUUGUUCGACCGCAUAAAGAAGUACUACUCCCCCACCUGUGACCUCCGUGUCUCCUAUCUCCUCGGGGAGGCCGUCGUAGCAUCGUCGUACGACUGGGUUGGGCUGUACCGGCCGGGGUGGGCAUCAACUAGCGCCUACCUCAGCUACCAAUGGGCACCGGUACAAGCUGUCAGUGCGCAUGCUCCGAGAAGACGCCGGGUUGUUGUACCCCGGUCGUCAUGGUCAAAUUACCAAAAUGAAGACAAGUUGCAGCUCCUCUACGUCUCCGCCAGUGGGGACGUCAUCGGCGUCAGCUGCUCAUUUCGUAUCGGUGAACCCGAGGAACCCGAUCUCAACUUUAACGUCCUGGAGCGCCCCCAAGAUACAGCGUCUUCCGUGUCGGUGGUGGAGUCCUUCAGCAACAACUUUGUAGACUUGGAAACCAUCAGCUUACUGAGUGAGUCGGACUCGGGAAACAGCUCCCCUUCUGACCUAGAUGUGGACGUGGACCCACCAGUGAACGUGGCGUGGGACUGCAGCACCUUGUCCGGAGACUUCACUGGAAAGAGUUGGUUGGAAGAACUAGAACUACUGCCUGACAACACCAUUGUUAAGGAGUACGAACCCGUCAAGGAUCGCUGCUUGGUACCUUACAUGCCGGUUCUUCUGAAAGACUUCUCUGGAACUCCUAAAACGUACCAACCCAUAACCGACGUUAAAGAUCGGCGAUCGUAUUCCAUCUUUUUCGACGAAGAUGCAGACGAGGAGGGGAUGUCCCUUCUCUUCAAGAAGGAUGGUUUAAACACACCAGAUGAAGCCAAAAAGGUUCCUCUUCCCAAGACAGCAGUGUCUGAGUAUCUUCCCAUAGAGUGUGCUAUAAAGAAGCUGUAUGAGGAGAUUUCACCACAACAUCCUCAGGACAAGGGGUCAUCCAUCGCCUUGGAAGAAGAAUGUAUUCCAUUGCUGUCCGACGAUGACCUUACGUUGUCAGAUGUCCCUCUAGAUUCCACUAAGUCACCGACUGAAGUUGAGGUUGAUGGUUGCCCGCCUACCUUGUUUUCCGACGAGGAUGCCUUUGACAAAGUCAUGCCACUCUACAGUGUUGACGAAGGCAGAACUGCCGUAGCAGUAUUCAGUACAGAGAAGAAGAAGAGGGCAAAGCAAGAGAAGAUAAGAAAAGCUAUAGAGAUCCUCCACGGCCUCAUCAGGCUUAUUCCCUCCACCUCCCUGCCACGACCUCUCGGCUGCGCUCCUGACUGCGCCGGGUGUGUUGUGAGUCAGGGGAUCCUGAGUCAUUACCACCAGCGCUUCCUGGCAGCAGAGGAGGACGUGCAGAAACUCAAGGAAGAGGUGCAGGCUCUCCAGAAGAGCUUGGAUGCAAAGGAUGCAGCGAUUAUCAGCGCGAAGGACCACCCCAGCCCCAUCCUAAUGAGUUCCUUGUCCAAUGUGAUGGGCAUGGUGAGAUAUGUCCAGAGGACAAACGAAACAAACGCACUCCUGGACCAGGCCCUCACGGUCACCCUGGCCGAGAAACACCAGCUGGAGAAAGGUCAGAUUACAUCAUCCCCAGAGAGUGCAUCCGAAAAAGGUCAGCAGACGGAGGUGAAGGUCGUCAGAGAUGAGUCCACAGAAUGCCUCACCUCGCCACAGGGUGUCGUUACCACAGAUACGUGCCACUUUGAGGAUGAAGAGCAGGACGGAUGGAACCGGAAGAAUUCAAGGAAAAUCGAUCGUUUGAAGAGGACAAUUGUCCACAAGGAGGAGGACCUGGAGACAAUGCAGGACAAGUUGUCAGGGCAGCAGGUCCAGAUAAUCAUGUUCCAGGACACCAUCAAGGAACUCAGGAAGAACGUCAGGGAGGAGAGAAGACUAGCUAAAACAGCCCGCCAGGAGGUGCUCGCGCUCCGACGUCAAGUCAGUGCUAUGACGUCCAGUCGUAAGCGGUUAGCAUGGGGAGGUCACGUCACCAGCAAGGACGUCGGCGUGUCCAUGAAACCUCAAACCGCCACGGUGGGGACUGAGUCACGUUACCCAAGACGUCACACGUUCGGAGCUCAGGUUUACCCGAAGCCACGGUUCAUGUCUGGAGUCUCAGCCUUCUUCCCAGAGCGCAAGGCAUUUAGAGAAGACAUGAAUAUGCAAAUUAGGACAGGGAAAUGCCGAACAUGUGGGAUGCGCUUCUCGCCCACUGUGGACAGGAGGCUGAUCGAGGAACACAUCACAUUCCACCUUCAGUUCCACAUGUAGUUAAACUGAUGGCUCUGCCAACAACUUCAUCUCUCAAAUCUGAUUGUCUCGGACCGUCCAUGGAUCAUGCAUUAUAAAUUGGCGACACCGUUUUGUUAUUUAGUUGCUAUUGCGCCAUUUUCAUGUCAUUUUUUUUUUAUGUUGAAAGGGGUGGCUGUUACAUUUUGUUAUGUCUAUUUGGAACACGGGUUGAACUGUUCUGUUGUACAGUUGUAACAUUUCUUAUGUAAUUUUAUACCAUAUUUGGGAGUGUUCGUGAAUUUCGAUACGCAUAUUUUAGUUAUAUUUUACAAUCUCUGUUAUUUUGUAUUCGUUGUAUUUUAGUGUCAUUUAAACGUCUUAUACCUUUUUUGGAGAUUGUAUAGAUAAAUAUAUGAAUAUU